GCUGUUGUCAAUUGCCAAACGAUAGCCGUUCUAACCUUUACCGGUCGCAUAGUUAAUCAAUUUUCCCGUCGUAUAAUGAAUCAAAAUAUUUAUUCUAGUUCUAAUCAUUUAUUUUUUUUUCUUCACUUACUCGUAUCCUACCUUUGUUACAAUCCUACAGAUAGUGGUGCUGUAUCCCUGACACACUCUACUAUAGAUCAGACCUUAGCUUCAAAUGAAUUGGUAUUCAUCAACUUCUAUGCUGACUGGUGUCGGUUUAGCAACAUGUUGGCUCCAAUAUUUGAUGAAGCUGCUGAUAAAGUGUCUGAAGCUUUUACAAAUCCCGGUCAGGUAGUGAUGGGGAAAGUUGACUGUGACAAAGAAGGUGCCAUUGCUACAAGAUUCCAUAUCACUAAGUAUCCUACCCUUAAGGUUAUUAGGAAUGGUCAGCCCGCUAAAAGAGAAUAUCGUGGCAAAAGAUCUGUUGAGGCUUUUCAAGAGUUUGUAAAGAAGCAGCUUGAAGACCCUAUUAAGGAAUUCCAGGACAUUUCAGAACUGAAGAAUUUAGAUACUAAAAAGAGGAUUAUAAUUGGAUUUUUUGAGAAGAAGGACUGCCCCGAGUACAAUAUAUUCCGAAGAGCAGCUUCUAACCUUAAGGAAGACUGUCAGUUCCAUGUUGGUUUCGGUGAUGCGGUUAGAGCAAUGCAUCCCCCUGGUCAAAAUAUUGUUGUAUUUAGACCUGAUGUUGCCCUAUCAAAUGAAAGGGAUGAGACAUUCAAAGGCUCACUUCUCGAUUAUGAUGAAACUUCUGUCUGGAUGUCAGAAAGAUGUGUUCCAUUGGUUCGAGAGAUAACUUUUGAAAAUGCUGAAGAAUUGACAGAGGAGGGCUUACCUUUCAUGAUUCUCUUCCAUCGACCAGGAAGGGAUGAUGAAACUGUUAAGAUAUUCAAAGACAUUGUAGCUGGUCAACUCAUCUCAGAGAAACAGAACAUCAACUUUCUUACUGCUGAUGGUGAGAAGUUUGCACAUCCCCUCCAUCACCUUGGCAAGAGUCUGGAUGAUCUACCACUUAUUGCCAUUGACAGCUUCAGGCAUAUGUACCUGUUCCCCAAUAUCAAAGAAAUGGAAGUUCCUGGAAAACUAAAAUCAUUCAUUCAGGAUCUCUAUUCUGGAAAACUGCACCGAGAGUUUCAUUACGGACCUGACCUUAACGAAAUUGGAGCACCUGUGGACACCCCUACCAAUCCACCUGAAUCAUCAUUUAGAAAACUCGGGCCAUCGCCCAAUAGAUACACUCUUCUCAAAGAUGAGCUGUAAUGCUGUGUGUCGUUCUCUCUCAGUUCAUUCAGCAACUUGUGAAAUGUUUAAGUACCAAAAUGCUUCAGACUACAAAGACCUCUGUUUUUCCUCAGGUUGAUAACAAUAAACUUUUAGAAAGAAAAGUGUAAUCUGCAUCUUUUAUUUAUUUUUAUCUAUCUGGCUAAUUUUUAGUAACUUUUAAAAGUUACUUUCUUAGUAAAAGUUUUGAGAAUAUAUGUAAUGGAACUAUUUAUUUGUAAGCACAUAUAGAAGGAAACUUGUUGUAAAAAGUUGAUUUGACUUGAGUGAGAAUUGUGAUUUGACUGUUCAGAGUGGCUGUGACAAUAUUGUUCCCUCCAUCUCUACUGCUGGAGCAGGGCUACAGAAGGUAUUAUACAUAAUGCUUUUACAUUCCAUGAAAUUUAUUCGUGAAAAGUUUAUGUAUCUUAUCAAGUGCAUGUGUAUAUAUGUUUAUCCAAGUCAUGUAGGUAUUUCAUUAUAGGGACUUCUUAACGUUAUUUAUCAUUUGGUAAAAAAUGUAAAUAAUUUCUCUAUCUGUGCUGUCAUGUGGUCAUUUAUAGUUUCGGGUGCGUUUGAUAAAUACACAUUAAAUUCUAUUAAUACCCCACUGGAAGAAAUUUUGUGACUGUUGUUUUAAUUAUAUUAUAGAUUACAAAAGUGACAACUGUUCAACUUUUUGAAAAGUAGGUAGUUUUAAUAAUGGUUUAUUGACAAAAUUGUUUUUUAAAUGUAUGAUAAGUUAGUUUUGGGCAGUGAACACAUCAGAUAAAUUAAGAAUUAAAUGUUAUUAAAGAAAGCAUUGAUUUCCGAAUAAAGCCAUUUAGUUUUUAGAUAUGUAUUUUUUUUUUUUUUUUAAUAAAUCGGUAAAGUAAUAAAAAAAAAGUAUGAAAUUGGUUAAAAUUGCUUAGCUUACUGCUGAUUGUAUAAAAGCAUAUUGUUUCUCCUAGAAUGCAUUUAUAUUCAAAAAAUAUAUUUUGUACUUAUUAAAAUUAUUGACACCAUUGCCUCGAGGUUGAGGGACUUACAAUUUCUUAAAAUAAUAGCCUCCUAAUUAUUAUGCUGUUACACUUAGGAAUGUGAAUAUUAGUUUUUAGAUAUUGUAUUUAUGUCUUGUUUUAAUUCCUUUGUAAAUGUUUGCCGUUGUUAUGUUAGGAAAUGUUAUAUGCAGUGUAACAUUGUGAUGUUUUGCGUUUAAAAUUACCUGGUGGUAUUGUCAUUAAGACUUUGCCCUAAUGUUUUAUAGAUUAGAAUCAAAAUAAAAAGUAAUGACCCACAAAUAUUACUUUAAUCAGUUGUAAUUAUUGUUUUUGUUUAUAAAUGUAAAGUUAUUGUAACAUUAGAUUUGUACAUAGUUUAAGAACAUAUAUAUUAUUCUCUAAUUUGUUGUUUGCAUUAGGCUAUUUUAUCAUUGUUUAUUCUUUUACACAAAAUGUUAUAUUUGUUAAAAACGUAUUUAACUAAACAGAAUAUAAUGUUUGCAAUUCAAAAAACCACUUAUCUAUCGUGUUCAGCCCAAAAGAGUAGAUCACAACAGAUUAUUUGCUUAACUUUUCUACUUCAGUGGGCUUACGGUCCCUAUUUUUAAUUGAUGCUUACAUUUUAUGACCAAGGAAAGCAUUUCGAACAAUAAUAAUGAAUACUCUCUGGGCCGAACAUACUGGAUAUAUAUUGUUCUAAUUUUGAUUUAAUUCAAUAAACAUGUUUUGUUUAUUAACCCAGGCCGUGAGGCCUUAUGUAUAGCUGCUUUGUUCAUAUCUUCCUGUAGCUAGCUUAGCAGCAAUUCUAGGAUUGUGUGUAUUAUACAUACCUAUAUGUAUAGAAUACAAUACGGUUUUACGUUUGUAAAAAUUUACUUUAAUAAAAGUAGUAAUUUAAAUUAUUU
Molecule: messenger RNA, 3181 nt
Organism: Nezara viridula (southern green stink bug)
Lineage: Eukaryota; Metazoa; Arthropoda; Insecta; Hemiptera; Pentatomidae
Source: the annotation of a GenBank genome assembly